AUUGUUAGUUUUUCUUUGGAGUUAUUCCGGUAAAUAUAAGUCAUAAUUUCUCACAAUACGCGAAAGUGAUGUUCGUUGAUUUUAGAUUUAUUUUACAAUAUAUAAAAUAAACCAUUUAAAAAUUUAACCAUUGAUAUUACACCGUCGAAAAUAAACGAUAUCUUUGACAUUUAAACAAUCACGUGCAACAGUUAUAUUGUUUAUAAAAAAAAAAUGCCUAAUUAUUCCGAACUGUACAGUUUGCCAAGUGUUAGUGCUCUGAGUUUACCUCAUUACGGCAGCGGAACGUUAAGUUAUUUAAAUUAUUCAAAACCUAUAACUCGAUAUCCGGGCGUUUAUAAACCGCACCUUUCGACAAUAUCCGAAAUUAAUUCUACCUACAGAAGAUUGAAUACACCGAAAUUGACAUUUCCCGCCGAUAUUUCUUCGCGCCACAACAUCAAACCGAUCAAGGUCAUUAACACCGCCGAUAUAGACGUAUCGGUGAAUAAAUAUAAGAAGUACGAGAAAAAAUCUCGUUUGAAAAACGUCGAAACGAAAAAUGCGGAACUAGAACAAAAAGAAUCGACGCCGAAACCGGCGAUUAGAAGAGACAGAGCCACAGUUAGGAUAAAAACAGUUCACGCAGAUACUGUGAAACAGGAAAUCGGCGCGUUCAAAACUUGGCGGGAUAAUUUCGAACCCAACGAAUUAGUGGACGAAGUUAAAACGAGGAAAAAAACCAAAGGGGAAAUACUGAAAGAGAAAUUUUUGAUUCGCAGCAGAAGCAAGGAAAAUGUACCUUUAGAAAUUGAGGUUAGUAAGAAAAAUCCGAUAAAAAAAACGUCCAGUUUUCGGGAUAUAUGUACAGCUAUAACGUCGGAAAAUAUUACGGACGAUCUUAAUCCUGGUCAACCGGUCGAGGUGCAGAGAAGACAAAGUAAACAGCUGACUAGUGAAAAUUUAUUGAAAGAUAUUAGGAGGGUGUCGAUUGAAUUUACCGAUGAGGAUUUUAGUUUAUUGAAUAAAAUUUUAUCGACUCGAGAAGAAGAUGACAUACCAGAAGAAUCGUUUAAAACAAAAAAUUUAAUAAAUGAUGAUAAUAAUAUCGAUAUAAUUGAAGAAGCAGAUGAUAAUAUUGAAGUUAAUGACGAAACUGAGGUUUGUUUAAAUAAAUUAGUUACAGGUAAUGAUAAUAAUAUUUUUAAUGAAAAUAAAAAUAGUAAAACAGCUGUUGUUGAUGAUAAUAAUAUUAUAAUUGAUAAUACGAGUGGUAGCACUCGGAAAAAUAUCAAAUUAUUUAAAAGUAGAUCAGAAGAUUCUGUUUCUAAAGUUAAAUUAAGUAAAAAGAAUAAGUUUAAUGAAAAAUCUUCGUUAAAAUGUGUACCUAACCUCAAUAAGGAAUCGAAGAAGGAUAAUUUUAAGGAUAAAACUGACAUUUCGAAACCACUUCCAUCCGAAGACGUUAUAAAUAAUACAGAAAAAGAAUUAAUGGCCGAAAAAAACGAUAAAAUUAAUGUUUUAAAAUCAAAAAUAGAUAUUACUAAUGUAGAAAUACAAGAAAUCAAAUUUAAAUCGAAACCGAUAAUAACGUCUAGCGUGGAAGACAUAAAAACACCCAAAAAAACUUUAAUCGCCAUAGUAGACAAUGUCGAGGUACAAAAAACGCCGGCUAAGAUCGAAAAGAAACUCAAGUUCAACGUAACGGUCGAUAUCGACGAAAACAACAAAAAAAUAAAAAAUAAUGAGAAUUUACAAAGAGCCAGCGUUAAAAAAGGUAAAUUAAUUCAUCCUGUAACAAAAAAAUAUCUAGAAAACGUUUUUAUACAAAAAAUAGAUAAUAAACAAACGUGUAAAAAUAUGAAAGAAUUAAAACCAGUAGUAGAAACAAAAUCUAUACCUGAAUAUAGUAAAAACGAACAAAUAGACAUCGAAAAAGCUAAAACAAACGAAGAAAAUACUAAAAAAUCUAUCAAAAUAACAUCUAAACGUUCCCUAUUAAAUAAAUCAGUUAAAGAAGAUCCCGAUUUGAUGGUGUUCGUUCCGCCGCCCGAAGAAGAACGACAACCGGAAACUACCGAAGAAAAGAAAGACGUCUUUGUACCUCUUCAGUCGAAUCGAUUGACGCAGUGGAUGCAUCCGUGGGUGAAACCUGAGCAAUUCGACGAAUGUCCCGUUGAAAUUUUCGCCAGACCGAAAGUUAUUCGCGGUAGGCAUUAUCCCAGACCGCGUAAACGAAAUAGCAAUGGAGUUUCACAUAUACCGGUAAAUUCCAUCGAUAGUAAUUCGAGUGAUAGUGAUGAUAGUUCGACUGAAGAUACGAGCGCUAGUCUACGAUCUAAUGAUUCGGGUUUUGGUUCGACUGUUCCGGAAAAAAUUAACGUUCUGCAACCGGAAACCAUAACCGACAAACUUGACACUUCUGAUAAUCAAUCAAAUAUAUUUGUACCACCAGUCGAUGGGAAAAUCAUCCCCCCAGCAACAACUUUACCCAGAUUUAAGAAGUAUUGCGUGGAGGAUUUUGAUUUUCUCAAAGUUAUCGGAAAAGGUAGUUUUGGCAAAGUAUUGUUAUCAAAAUUGAAAGGAACAGAUUAUUACUAUGCGGUGAAAUGUCUUAAAAAAGAUGUUAUUAUAGAAGAUGACGACGUUGAAUGUACGCUUAUCGAACGCAAAGUUCUAGCAUUAGGAACGAAACAUCCGUUUUUAUGUCAUUUACUAUGUACACUGCAAACGGAAUCACAUUUAUUUUUUGUUAUGGAAUAUUUGAAUGGUGGAGAUUUGAUGUUCCAUAUAACGACACGGGGUAGUUUCCCCGAAGACGAAGCUCGUUUUUAUUCCGCAGAAAUAAUAUCUGGUUUACAAUUUCUUCAUAGUAAAGGGAUAAUAUACAGGGAUUUGAAAUUAGAUAAUGUUUUAUUGGAUUUUGAUGGUCACGCUCGUUUAGCUGACUUCGGUAUGUGUCAAUUACAAAUAUUUUUAGACAGAAUGGCGGAAUCGUUUUGUGGUACACCUGACUACAUGGCACCAGAGAUAAUCAAAGGUCAGCAUUAUAACCAAGCGGUGGAUUGGUGGUCGUUCGGUGUGCUCUUGUAUGAAUUAUUCCUAGGUCAAUCACCUUUCAGUGGUUGUGACGAAGAUGAACUAUUUUGGUCCAUCUGUAAUGAAAAACCAGUUUUUCCUAAACACCUUUCCACUUACGCCAUUGAUUUAUUAACAUUGUUGAUGGAAAAAGAUCAUACAAAACGGUUGGGUACUAGAUUUUCACCACAUGGUUCAAUACGAGAUCACGAUUUUUAUAAAAAAUUAGAUUGGCAAGCUUUAGAAGCUCGACAAAUAGAGCCUCCUUUUAAACCAAACGUGUGUCAUCCACUUGAUACGCAGUAUUUCGAUACAAAUUUCACAAAGGAGACUGUCAAAUUGUCCCCAACAGAAGUUCAAAAAUUACAGAGUAUAGAUCAAUCUCAAUUCCAAGGAUUUAGCUAUACCAACCCUAAUGCGACCGAUAGAUAAAAUUAUAUUGUAAUUAGAUAAGUUAAUUAAUUGAUAUACUGUGAAUUUUAAUUUGGAAUUAUUUUUUCAGAAAGAAAACAUUAAAUAUUUAACCAGA
Molecule: messenger RNA, 3586 nt
Organism: Diorhabda sublineata
Lineage: Eukaryota; Metazoa; Arthropoda; Insecta; Coleoptera; Chrysomelidae
Exons: 8
Coding region: 214-3489 (1091 amino acids)
Biological process (GO): protein phosphorylation
Molecular function (GO): ATP binding; protein serine/threonine kinase activity
Source: RefSeq, a predicted model, not a curated record